AUGCCAGGUUUAUGUACAAAAAGCCAAAUAGAACAAAGAAGUAAGAAACUCAUUUUCCCUUAUUAUGUCGCACGCUUGCACUUGAAGGCUAAUAUCUCAUGCAAAUCUCCGCUUGUCAAAAAGAUUAUAGCAGCUCAUGGCAUAAUACUUGGAGGCUAUGUUGAUGAGAUACUCCGGUAUGUAGUGCUGAAGAAAGUGACAUCAGUUGGUGAUGAAAAAGGCCGGUUCUCACUUUACCUGUCAUCAAUGCUCAUGUAUGGAACUGUCAUGCUAUACAGGCGACAAGUACGCUUCUUACUAGAUGAAGUCAUGGGGACAUAUCAGAAGUUGCAACAUCAAAGGGCAUUGCUUUUAGAUCUUGAUACUAGCUCUGGAGGACCUUUGCGAGUCACAAUGCGGGAGCCCUCCAUGGCAGACUACAUGAAUGAAGAUUGGACCCUUCUGACCCUUCCGUCUUUGCCUAGCUUGGAUACUUCUGUCACCACUCCAAGAAAGAGAGACACCACUUCAACCCCAGUAUCAGCUGAGAUAGAGACCAUGAGACUUGAAGUGCAUACAGAAUUUACAGGAGACAUUGAUGCCCACACUCUUUUGGGAGACUGGAUAGAGACUCCCACCAGAGCACGGCCAGAGGACAUAACACUUCGAGACCUGAGCACUACAAAUACACAGCCAUUUGCUUUACAGAUCCCUGAGCUGCAAGAGGAGCAGGCUUUGGGACCUAUUGAUUUGGGCCCCCCAUUUUUGUUGGAAGGUCCAUUGGCAGAACUACCCCUAGAUCCUACUCUUGAGAGUGUAACUAGACAGCUAGACCUUAGUGGCCAGGACACAACAGGCAAGAAGUCUGAGGAAGAACCUGAAAAGAGAAAAAGUCCAGAGAAAGAGCAAAUGUUGACGACAGGAGAGCAGGAACUAUCUGAGACGCCACAACCUGUAGACAAACAAACAGAGGAUAAACAUAUGGAGGAUCAAAUACUGCCUCAUGUGGAAGAGACACCUAGUGGCCAGCCAACUGUCCCACAUGCUGAAAUUAAAAGGAAACAUGGUGCUCCUGAGCCUACUAUAGAAGAAACCCCGGCUGUAGCACCUCAGGCUCCUCCAACUCGUCCUGUUGAUACAUCAGACAUCCAUCUAGAACCAGUUGAAGGACCUAAAACUAAAAGAGGUCGUAAGAAACGCAAGGCCAGAAGAUUGAUAAUUGAUGAUGUUACACAGAUUUCACGAGAAAACAUCAGGGAACAGGCCACCAGCUUCCAAGAUACUAUGAGGCAUCAACUUGCUAGUGAAGAUAAAGUACAUAUACACUGGUUCCAGAAAAUAAUUCCUACCAGUCAGCUUCUCAUCCAAGUAAGCCACCGACCCAAGAUGGCUGGAGCCUUGAAAGCUCUUUUGUCUCGAGGUUAUCAUUCAGAUCCUAAUAAGGAACACUGGGAUUUUCAACACCCAGUUAGAAGGCAGUUGCAGCUACCAGAUGAGAGUGUUGAGGGUGCUCGCUUUGGUUUGAGUAUUGUUAGUGAAGAUACUCUUCUCCUCCCGGAUGUAUCCUCUCUGCUGUCUUCUAAUUUGGAGUCUUCAAGAACAUCUGCGAGUAGAAGCUUGUUACGAACACCAAAUGUCAGUCAGAUAGAACCUGUGCAGCAAGAACCUGUUCAGCUUCUCCCUAUUCAAGAAGAACAGAUUGAAGCAGAAAGGCAGAGUGUUUCAGUUGAUCAGGUUUUACCUCUGCAGCAACAACCACAAGUUGAUCAUCCUGCUGUUGAAAAUCUAGAUAUGAUACAACCUAUACCUCAUCCUGUAGAUCAACCACCCUCUGCCACAAGAACUGAGGCUAUUCUGUCAGAGUCAGCCAUCCCCAGACCUAUAAUAGAAGUGGAAUCCAUAGAAGUUAGGCAUGUAGAUGAGGUGCCAAAAACUAGUAGAGAUGCUCAUAAAGAGCACUAUAGUAAGACAACUAAGCUUGUUAGUGAGGACAUUAGAGCUGCCACACCCCCUGGAGCAUACCCAGCUGUGAGGAGCCAUAUGCCGCCUCCUUCCACACCUUCGCCACGACGUCCUAUUCAGUCUCCUCAGGUUGCUUGUGAAGUUGUUACUGUUCAGGCUGAUGUACACCAUAUCCCUGCACAUAUGGACAGAACAUCUGCAGGACCAGUCUCCUUGGAAGAUUUAGAAAUUUUUCCAAUGCCUGCCACUGGAGAAUUUGAGGUGCAAGAAGUGGCACCUCAGUUGAUAAAUGGUGGGCAGCUUCCAGAAGAGGCAUUCCAAUCUGAGGCACAACAGCAACCUUGUGAUGUACCUUUGCCAUACAAACCUGUUGGACCGCUUAUUGGUGAGGAGUCCUUCAUUCCAGGCACCAUCACCCCAAUAAAACAUCCUUCAGCUCCUCCUAGGAUUAUUGAGACACCAGAUCCUUCACAGCUGUCUCAUUUGGAUACUGAGAAGAAGGUGCUUAACAUCAUAGACAAACAUACAAGUGGGAUUCAUAUUACGUUUACUGACCUACUGCCAGAGGAACCCACCCGAAAGUCUGUGGUCAGUGUGUUCUCUACUCUGCUAGAGCUACAUAAGAAGAGGUUGCUGUCAUUAAUUCAAGAAGAAAACUAUGACGUCAUAUACAUUGAACGACUGUGAUAGUAUUUUUCUGGAAAUCCUGAUAGCUCAUGGAAUUGCUACAAAUGAAUGAAUAAUUUGUGAGCCUUUUAAGCAAUUAUUAUAGAUUAGACUAAUUCAGUCAGUGAAGAUGGAGAAUAUUUCAUGAUAUUAGUUUAUUUUAAUGGAAAUCAUAUAUUAAUCUUAACCAUGUAUGUUUUCCUUACUUUGCAAAGAUUUGAAAUGUGUGUUUUUUAAGUUCCCAUUAAUUAGUUUAUACGAAAUUUAAGAUAUGCUUUGACAAUGCAUGGUGAGAAAAUUACAUUGCAAUUGGAAUCUUAAUAGAAUUUGGAUGGUAAAACUGCAUAUAUCUCCUUUUAAUGAAU
This is a messenger RNA of Penaeus vannamei (Pacific white shrimp), 2972 nucleotides long. NCBI's taxonomy places the organism in Eukaryota, Metazoa, Arthropoda, Malacostraca, Decapoda, Penaeidae. The record is from RefSeq and is a predicted model, not a curated record.